GUGCUAGUGUGGGCUGGUCAGACAGGCGAGAGGGUUUAAAGCCAGCGACACAGCGAGCAGACUCUGAGCAGGGAGUAGUUACCUUCACCGCUACUGAACCCCACCCCUCCCCAAAAAAAUGCCCCAAAACGUGGUACUGAACGGACCGGGCCCCUGGGGAUUCCGACUGACCGGCGGGGCUGAUUUUAACCAAAGUUUGACCGUCUCUCGGGUGACACCUGGAAGCAAGGCUUCACUGGCUAAUCUCUCCCCAGGCGAUGUUAUUCUGGCCAUCGAUGGAGUGAGCACAGACAACAUGGCUCAUGUUGAUGCACAGAACAGAAUCAAGGCUGCAAACGACAUGCUGAGCCUCAAGAUCGACAGACCUGAAACGAAGCUCUGGUCUCCUCAAGUGACUGAAGGUGGCAAAGCAAAUCCGUUCAAGAUUAAUUUGGAGGCUGAACCACAGGCUCUAGGCUACUUUGAACACAAGUUUAAUACCAGACCCAAACCAUUCUCAGUAGUUGCUACCCCGAGCAGGUCAGACGCAGCGCCCGGAGUUGAACAGUCGGAUGUUUAUAAAAUGCUGCACGAAGACCAGGAGGAGAGCAAUGAGCCGAGGCAAUCUGGCUCCUUCCGGGCAAUCCAGGACUACCUGGAGUCAGAUGAAAGUGGCAAUCGCCCAGCUGUGACCAAAAGCGUGAGAGCUCCAGUGACGAAGGUCGGUGCGUCGGCGGGUAGCGUUCAGAAGCUGCCGCUCUGUGACAAGUGCGGAAACGGAAUUGUUGGGACGGUGGUGAAAGCUCGUGACAAGUACCGGCACCCCGAGUGCUUCGUCUGCGCGGACUGUGAGGUGAAUCUCAAGCAGAAGGGAUACUUCUUCAUCGAAGGACAGCUCUACUGCGAAGACCACGCCAGGGCACGGACCAAGCCGCCUGAGGGAUAUGACGCCAUGCCUGUCUAUCCCAACAUGAAAGCUUAAUACCUCCUGGCAGGGAAUGAACAAAGAAAUAACCCGAAGCAUCAAUGAUCGGGAGAAACCGGCCUCACUGUUAACGAUCCAAACACAGUUAUAUACAAAACGCUGGACUAACUCAGCGGGACAAGCAGCAUCUCUGGACAGAAGGACUGAAGAAGGGUCUCGACCCGAAAAGUCACCCGUUCCUUCUCACCAGAGAUGCCACCUGUCCCGCUGAGUCACUCCAGCAUUUUGUGUCUAUCUUCGGUUUAAACCAGCAUCUGCAGUUCCUUCCCACACAGUUAGAUACAAUAUAUGUAGAAAGGAACUGCAGAUGCCGUUUUACACCGAAGGUAGGCACAAAAUACUUGGGCAGCUUACACCCCAUAUCAUGUUAUUCCCUUUAUCAUGUAUCUAUACACUGUAAAUGGCUCGAUUGUAAUCAUGUAUUGUCUUCCUGCUGACUGGUUAGCACACAACAAAAGCUGUUCACUGUACCUCGGCGCACGUGACAAUAAACUAAAACUGAAGCUAUGACUGAAACUGAACCUUGCGGUAUGAAUAUUGACUUCAAAUAGCCCAUGCUUUUAUCCCUCUCACUCUCCAUCCCUCCCCCAUCCUAGUUCUCCCAACUAAUUUGACUGUCCUCCUGAUUAAAAUAUUAUCUUUGUAUGCCUCGUUGUCACCUUCCCCGCAGCUCACAAUGGGGUCAAGCCUGCAUUUUCGUUGACCUGCUUCCCCUUUGAUCUCUCGUUUUCACACCUUACCCUUCCAUAUCUCUCUGCGUAGAAUAGUGUAGAAUAGAACUAGC
Amblyraja radiata (thorny skate) is the source of this 1748-nucleotide messenger RNA. RefSeq names its product PDZ and LIM domain 3a (gene pdlim3a). The transcript is spliced from 7 exons. Gene Ontology annotation, molecular function: muscle alpha-actinin binding; actin binding. Gene Ontology annotation, cellular component: adherens junction; filamentous actin; Z disc. Gene Ontology annotation, biological process: actin cytoskeleton organization; heart development; muscle structure development. Lineage: Eukaryota; Metazoa; Chordata; Chondrichthyes; Rajiformes; Rajidae. Bases 119 to 961 code for a protein of 280 amino acids. The record is from RefSeq and is a predicted model, not a curated record.